Molecule: messenger RNA, 964 nt
Organism: Phytophthora nicotianae INRA-310
Lineage: Eukaryota; Oomycota; Peronosporomycetes; Peronosporales; Peronosporaceae
Exons: 1
Coding region: 114-818 (234 amino acids)
Source: RefSeq, a predicted model, not a curated record
UACGAGUAAACCCCCAAAGGCUCUCGGUGAACUUGAGACCCUCCGCUCCGAAGUCCCACAUCUCAAUUUUCUCACUCUCCACCAGGAGUACAAACACCCGAUACAUCGCCACCAUGAUGUCCUUCCGCACAUUCCUGCCCCUUUCGCAGCCAACCUUCGUCGAGAUGCCACAGUUGCUGGGUAUCAAGCCGACAAAGCCGGUCAACAAGUGCUCGAUCGACUUUAUCCUCUCGAGCGAUAAGGUCAGCACAACGCCAGCAUUGUUGCCCUCGUUCCCGUGGGCAUCACCACAGCGAGGAUCAUCCAGCAAGACGUUCUCUCCGAUCAUGGCACCGCCCACGGGUUCCUCCAAGAUCGCAAAGCGGCGUCCUCUCCAGAACGUCAGCGCGUCCAAUGCGAGUACAAAAGUAUCAGGAAAGGCUGGAGUUGUGCUGGUCAACGGCACCGUCGUCAAGAAGGGCAGCAAGUACUGCAUGAUCGAGGGCUGCACGAGUCGCGCAAAGCACGCACGCCGUUGUUGGCGCCACGGUGGCUCCGUCAAGUGCAAGGUCCCGGACUGCGCUAACCGCGCCAAGACCAAAGGUGUCUGCUGGUCACACGGCGGUGGCACUCUCUGUUCGUUCCGUGGUUGCACAACUAUCUCCGUCUCAAACGGUGUUUGCUGGGCCCACGGCGGUGGCAAGCGCUGCGCGAUGGAGGGCUGUGCUCGUCCCGCUUACGAGCGUACCGACCACCUCUGCACGCUGCACUUCGAGGAGAAGCAGUACAUCACACAGGUGCACAGCCACAAUACUCAGUGCCACCAGCACCACUACUAAAUUUCCAGAUACCUUCAUUUUUGAGGUAGACCAAGAUACUGCCGCCAAUUCAGAUGCUACAACGCUAGCGCAUACACAUAACUCGUGACAGAGUACUCCAGAAUCCUAAAUAAUUACCACUGAAAAAUAAAAUAAUUGCACAAAAA